This is a messenger RNA of Metopolophium dirhodum (rose-grain aphid), 2099 nucleotides long. RefSeq lists its product as uncharacterized. The transcript has 2 exons. The coding region runs from base 955 to 1452 and encodes 165 amino acids. The record is from RefSeq and is a predicted model, not a curated record. Lineage: Eukaryota; Metazoa; Arthropoda; Insecta; Hemiptera; Aphididae.
UACUCAGUUCGCUUGCGGAUAAUACAAAUACAAAUUCUGAAAAUUAUUUAACGCACUUGAUUGUGAGAACGGAGGCCGGAAAUUCGUUUCUAAUAGCCAAUAAGGUCAGGAUGAUUUAAAAAAAAUGUUGAGGUCCAGAAAAAUUUAUUAAAUAAUAUAAAACAUAUUAUAUGCUCAAGUGAACUUUAACUGACCAAGAUGUCAAAAUUAUUAUUCAAAUUUUUUUUUUUUUUUAUUAUUCAAAAUUUAUAUUUUUAUUAUUUAUUAUUAUCUUUGACAGCUGCUGCACUGCUGCAGUGUCCAACAACUUCCACUGAGAAUACUAGUAUCAAUAUUAUUUUUAUUAUUAUUUUUAUUUAGGUACCUACCUUUUAUAAUAUUAGUUAUAAAUAAAGUUAGGUUAGGCUUUUGCAGUUCUGCCGAGUGCUGAAUGCAAAUUCAUCAUGUUAAUAAAGUAGUAAUAAAGUAAUAAUUAUUUAAUUAUUGUGUUUGUAGACGCAGGCAAGUGACAACAAUAAUAUCGUCUAUCAUAUUAUUAUUGUUUUUGUGACACUGUCAACACAAUACACAUGGCGUCCUUGUAUAAAACUACAAAACAUACACACAAAAAACUUCUUAUGUCCCGGGGUUUUUCCCAAAACGAAGACGCUGCAUUAAUUAAUAAUAAACAAACGGUCGUGUUUACCAGACUAAAUUGAAAAUAGUUAUUCAUAUCUUUAUUUCGGGCCACGAGUUCGAGACGUUCGCGGUGUCGACGAAUAAUCGUCUCCCCAUCCCCGUCCCCACCACUAUAUUUUAGUCUUUUAACUAAUAGUUUUGUCGUCACUGGUCACUCGUCGGCUGUCGCCAAUCUGAAACUGUUAUCCGUUUCGGCAAUCAACCGCCUUAUGCCUAUAACCUAACCGACGAAUUUCGAUUUUCGAAACGCAAAUACGCAUUAUAGUCGCGAAUAAUAUGGACCAGUCUAUGUUGUCAUUCGUCUUGACACAUUUGCCAGACAACUGGGACACCAAUGUCUCUUACACAACUAGCCAUGUGUUGCGCGUUUUAAGCAGGUCGGAAAAUGCUGGUGAAUACCAGUUUGUCGAAGCCAUGUUUUAUGGAGCAAACAUCAGUCAGAUUAUAAGGGUGCAGAAUCCGUUUCAAUAUGGAAGAUAUAUGUUGAGGCGUGAAAUGCUUAAUUCUACUUAUGAAAAUACUGUUUUUCACGAAGUUCAUAGAGAUGAUUUGAGCACGGCAUUGAAAUUUAACUGUGAUUAUAGAAGAUAUACUAGAAAACGAGAGGGAAUAUAUGAAAACUCUCAACAUCCAAUGUUUUAUAAUUCAUUCUCGGAUUUGUUAAACAAAACUAUAAAUUCUAUUUCAAACAUUAAUGUCUUAGUUUUAAAAAUUAUGACUAAAGCACCAAAGACACAAUGCGACUAUUAUAUUCAGUAUGUUGUUAAAUUUUGAUUUUUUUUUCUAAUUAAAAAACAAGAUUUUAAUUGAUUGAUUUUUUUUUUACAUUAAAAAGCAAGAUUUUAAUUGAUUAAUUUAAUUUUGAUUAACUACUGUUGUAAAAAUAUAUUUUUUUUUUACAUUUCCAAAGACCUAAAUUAUUUACCAAAAUAAUUAGACCAACGCAAUUUAACGCAAAGUGAAGAUUUCUUAAAUUAGGUACCUGUGAUGAAAACAAUUUUUAAGUCGUACCUGUUGUACUUAUUAUAUUAUACUUAAAUGUACGCUUUAACAUAAUUAUAAUUAUGUUCAAUCAAUGUAUGUUGGUAAAAUAAAAUAUUUCUUUAAUGAGUAAUUUGUUUUAAGUAUAAUAUAUUUUAAUUAAUUAUAUUUCACUAUUUUAUAAUAUUGUUAAUAAUUUUUAAAUGUGUUAUUACACAACAUGCAUUAAAUAAUCAUGUUUUCAUUCAUUUUAUGUUAUUACUAUUUAUGAUUUUAUGAAUAUAAUUGUUUUGUAGUUCUAUUUUAUUGUUUACUUGUCAAUUUUUCAUACCAUAAAUCCUUAUAUACUGGGUGAUUCAUAAAGCAUGCUCACCCAUAUUAUUCUCUUUAAAAUUAAUUUGUUCAAAUUCUGAUUUUUGGAAUUUUCAAAUACCUAUAUA